AUGGCUGAGUAUGAAACAUGUAUCAUGGGUCUAAGGAUGGCUAUUUAUAAGGAAAUCCAAGAGUUAUUGGUAAUCGAAGAUUCAAAUUUAUUGAUUCAUCAGGUUCAGGGGGAAUGGGCCGUGAAGAAUUCAAAGAUUGCACCUUACAUUGACCCUGUGGAGAUAUAUUUGAAAGAACAACUCGCUCACUGUUCUCAUGUAAAAGUAGAACCAGAUGGGAGACCUUGGUAUUUUGACAUAAAAAAGUAUCUAGAAACCGAAACUUAUUCAGAUAAUGUUACUUUCAAUCAGAAGAAAGAAAUACGUCGAAUGCCUAACGAUUUCUUUCCAAGUGGAGAAACCCUUUAUAGGAGAACUCCAGAUAUGGGACUUCUCAGAUGUGCCGAUGCCAGUGAAGCUACGAAGCUUCUCUAA
This is a messenger RNA of Solanum dulcamara, 414 nucleotides long. RefSeq lists its product as uncharacterized. The coding region runs from base 1 to 414 and encodes 137 amino acids. The record is from RefSeq and is a predicted model, not a curated record. NCBI's taxonomy places the organism in Eukaryota, Viridiplantae, Streptophyta, Magnoliopsida, Solanales, Solanaceae. The transcript is spliced from 2 exons. Gene Ontology annotation, molecular function: RNA-DNA hybrid ribonuclease activity; nucleic acid binding.